Messenger RNA from Rhizophagus irregularis DAOM 181602=DAOM 197198, 607 nucleotides. RefSeq lists its product as uncharacterized. Lineage: Eukaryota; Fungi; Glomeromycota; Glomeromycetes; Glomerales; Glomeraceae. Gene Ontology annotation, molecular function: ATP binding. The record is from RefSeq and is a predicted model, not a curated record.
AUGAAAUCACGUACUAAUGCUUGGACACGUGUAAGUAAACCAGUAGUAGAAAUCAAUAAUCUUAGCAAAGAAGAAUCAAUAAAUUAUUUAGUUAAUAAACGUGGAAUUAAAACCAUGAAAGAAGGCAAGAUCGAUAUUACAGAAGCAGAAAAAUUAUAUGAAUUAGUUGGUGGAUGUAUUAUGGACCUGGAAGCUGUAGCAGAUGAAUUUCUUAAUUUGAAACAGUCCUCCGAAGAAAUUAAACAACAAAAAUUCAUCGAAAUUGAUAAUGAAUUUAACAUUGCGAAACUACAUAAAAAUCAACCAAAUCAUGAAGCAGGAAAGCAUAUAAUCAAGACUUUAAAUUCUAACGGGAUGCUUGACUAUUUGACAUAUAGUAAAUUAUUUAAUAAUCCUGAGGAAGCUAAUAAGGUCUUGGAAACCAAUAUCUUUGCAUAUAAUCCAAUUAAAAAUAUUAUAACCUUUAAUUCUCGUGCAAUAGAAUGCUACAUUCGGGAAAAUGCUGGUAUAUUCAUUUAGAAUUAAAGAGAAUCAAUAUAUUGAAAUUUAUAAUAUAGAUAAUUAAUAAUGAAAUAAUAAAGUUUGAUUUUUAUUGAAUAGUAUCAAU